Molecule: messenger RNA, 1763 nt
Organism: [Torrubiella] hemipterigena
Lineage: Eukaryota; Fungi; Ascomycota; Sordariomycetes; Hypocreales; Clavicipitaceae
Source: the annotation of a GenBank genome assembly
AUGUCUGAAGCAACUACACAGAACGGCGCUCUCGUCGACAACAACUUCGACGCUGAGAAGGCUUCCGCGCCAGAGUCCCUUAGCCCGCCCUCUUCCGAGGAGGCUGUUGAGGAAAAGUCGCCUCGUCAAGCGCACGGCAUCAAGUGGGCUCUGAUUGUCAUCGCCCUCCUUUCGUCGCUCUUCCUGUACGCCCUCGACAACACUGUCGUCGCCAACGUCCAGCCAAAGGUCGUUUUGACUUUCGACCGCGUUGAUCUCGUCCCAUGGCUCGGUGUCGCUUUCGCUCUUGGCUCUGCCGCUAGCACGCUGCCCUGGUCCAAGGCCUACGGUACUUUCUCCGCUAAGAAGCUCUACAUUGGCAGCACCACCGUCUUCAUGGGCGCCUCUGCGCUCUGCGGUGGUGCCCCUAACAUCGAAGCCUUCAUCAUCGGUCGUGCGAUUGCUGGUGUUGGUGGCUGUGGCAUGUACCUCGGUCUCUUGACUCUUCUCUCCGUCUCCACGACCAACACUGAGCGUCCUCGCUACCUCAGCUUGACCGGUCUGAUUUGGGGUAUCGGCACGGUUUUGGGUCCCGUUGUUGGUGGUGCGCUGGGUGACAGCGCUGCGACCUGGCGCUGGGCCUUCUAUCUCAACUUGCUGGUUGGCGCUGUUUGCGCGCCUGUCUACUUCUUGCUGCUCCCCGACUUCAAGCCUCUUGCUGGUGUUCCUCUUAUGGAGCGCUUUGGACGUCUCGACUACCUUGGCACUGUCCUUUCCAUUGGCAGCAUGAUUUGCAUUAUUCUCGCCAUGAACCUCGGCGGUGUCACCUGGACCUGGGAGAGCGGCAAGAGUAUUGCGCUCUUCAUCGUGUCUGGUGUUUUGGCUAUCCUCUUUGUCCUCCAGCAGGUCUUUUGCAUUGGCACCAGCAUGAGCGAGCGCCUGUUCCCCAUGAACUUCUGGAAGAGCCGCACCAUGAUUGCUCUCUUCCUCACCAUGAUGCUGGCCACCUUUGGAUCCUUCAUCGGUAUUUACUAUCUGCCCCUGUACUACCAGUUCACCCGUGGUAGCAAUGCCGUUGAGACUGCUGUCCACUUGCUUCCCUUCAUCUUGGUUCUGGUCGCUUUCAACUUGAUCAACGGCCAGUACAUGGGCAAGACUGGAUACUACUAUCCCUGGUAUGUUGCCGGUGCCGUUCUCGAGCUCAUCGGUGGUGUUCUUCUCUACACGAUCAACGAGCACACAAGCAACGCCAAGAUUUACGGAUACACCAUCAUCCUCGGUGCCGGUGUCGGUUGCUUCUGCCAGGCCGGUUUUGCCGUUGCCCAGAUGAAGGUCAAGCCCGAGGAGAUUUCCCACAGCAUCAGCUUCAUGACUAGUGGCCAGAUGCUGGGCAUUGUCUUCGGUACCGGUCUUUCUGGUGCUCUCUUCAUCAACUACUCUACCCAGUCACUUGUCAAGGUUUUCCCUGAAGCCUCUGCCAAGGCCAUUGCCGACGCCAUUGCUGGCGUUGGCAGCGAUCUCAUUGACAAGGCUUCUCCCGAGGUUCGCGCUCAGGCUAUUGCUGGUCUGACACGAGCCAUCGACCUCUCGUUUGUCCCCAUCAUUGCUGCUGGCGCCAUUUGCGUCGCCUGCAGCCUUGUCAUGAAGAGAGAAAAGGUCUUUUAAAAUCAUGUAGCGUGGUAACUUGUAGCCAUGAGGUUCUUGAUCAUGGUCUUCGUUGGCGCAAACUUGGGUAAAUUUGAAAUUUGAAGCUGGUUGAAAAUUACUUAUGAAUCAAAUACGGU